This is a messenger RNA of Lactuca virosa, 1226 nucleotides long. The record is from the annotation of a GenBank genome assembly. Lineage: Eukaryota; Viridiplantae; Streptophyta; Magnoliopsida; Asterales; Asteraceae.
CUCUCCCAUUUGAUCUCAGAAUUUCCCAUAACAAUCUCCCAAUAAUGGCAAUCGCUCGGAUUAGGAGUCGCCUCUCCACAGGGGGACCGGCGCAACCUCCAUCUCCGAUGCCCAAUUCCAGGCCUACUCGCAACGACCCUUCUUUCAACAAUUACGUCGACAAAUUGAAGAACAUUCCCGAAUUUGAUACGACUGAUGACUCCAAUCGACCGCCUAUUGCAGAGGUUGAAUACAAGCUGAUCAAAGCUAAGGAUAAGAAUUCGAUCCAGCAGAUGAUGGAGUCCGCCGCUAAGUUUGGGAUGUUUCGUGUCAGUGGCCAUGGGAUAUCGCCUGAGGAGCUGAAUGCGUCGUUCACGGAGGCGGAUUUCAUCUUUGGAUUGCUUGCGGAGAGGUGGAGCCGUGAUGGAGAUCGGGAGGAGUUUGCUUGGUCUCGAUCUGCCAUGGCGGUGGCUGAACGACGGCGUGACGUUAAGAAUGAUGAGAAUUUUCUGAAAUUCAGAUCAAAGAUGGAUAAUGUUGCGAAUAAGCUGGAAGCAAUUGCGAAAGAUAUGGCUCAAGCUAUAGGGACGAAUGGUGGAAAGCAACCACGAAAGAAAAUAAAGGAAAAUGAAACUCGAAUGGUGUUAUUCAAGCAUAAUAACUCGUCUCUUCAACCACACACACCACGUUCAUCUCAAACUCCACGCUCAUUGGAUGGAAAUAGACGGGAUAAUGCCACAUUUGCUCUGAGCAUUCAUAUCCCAACUGAGCAAGGCGAAUUCCGUCUCAUAUCUGAGGAAGGACCGGUGUCAUUCCGUACCAUCCCUAACACAAUUGUCAUCACUGUCGGUGAACAAAUGGAGGAAUGGAGCUAUGGAGAGUUCAGAUCUGCAUUUGGGGAGAUAAACAUAGAACCAGAUAUUCAAGAUGAGAAAGGAGCAUUCUCCAUUGAACUCAAGUGUUCACCUUCAUGCCUAAAUGAUGUGGUUGACAAACAUGACUCAAUCUCCAUAACUGAUCAGAUCAUAUUUGUAGUCAUAGUUGCCAUGGUUUACAAGUUGUUUUCGUACAUGCUUUCUUGAUCAUCAUCAUCUCUAUGGUCAAACUAAGGUCAAUGACUCCUCACUUGUGACUGCAACUUGGUCAACUCCCAAAAGUUUUUGCUUUCCUAUGGAUAUAUAAUUGUAAUAGAUGGUUUCUUAAAGGGUCUUUAUGUAAUUUUCCAAUUUAUGUUAUUUAUUUAUAUG